UUUAGGGUGGGCUCUAACUCUCCCAGUUACGUCCAAUGCCGAGCCAUCAAAGCUAAAACAGGUCUUACAAGCCGCAAAAUACGGAUUUUGUAAACUAGGGCAAGUACGUAUCUAAUGGUCUACGUAGUCUCCUGGUUGUCGUCAUGAUCAGCUCAGCUGAAGCUUCCCCAGAUGUUAUUCCAGCCAGCCCUGAUACCUCGGACAGCUUAAUUGACACUCCAAAGUCCUAUAGAAAUGGUGCAUCUUUACGCCCACCGCAGCGAUUCCUCUCCCAGGACUUGCCACAUCGGUGUCAGGCUCAGGUGGUGUGUGUUCCAGACUCUGAUGAUGAGGAGGGUCAAGAAUCUGCUGGAAAAAGAUCAAAUGUUAUUGAAUCUGAUGAUGAUUUCUUGUCAGCCGAGUCUUCUGUUUACGAACCAAAUGAAUUGGAUAGAGCUACAUCAUCUGCCGAGUCUCCUGAAGACUCUGUGAGCUCUCCUCAUAGAAGAUUAAGCCAGGCAAUGGCAAUAUCCAAAGGGGGAGAGAGCUCUCAGAAGGAACAUGAGAGUAGUAAAGUUGGAUUGAUGUCUAGCACACCAACGUUUGACAGCAGGACUCCUUUAAACUCUUGGCGGAAAUCAAGUGCAUUAAUUCAGUCUGAUGAUGAAGACAACGUAGAAAGUCCGAUACCUGUGAUAAAGGAGGUAAAAAGUGCAAGUGCUACUGAAUCAGACUGUGAAUUAAUAUCGGAUUCAGAAGCUGAAGACAAACAGUUUGAUAAAUUGGGACAUCAAAAGGAAAAGUUGAAAAAUAGAAGCUCAUUGUGGAGUGAGAAAGCAUGGGAAAAUGCCACAGAUAUAGUAGAGGAAAUUGACAGUCCUCUGAUAAAAUCCUCAAGGAAAAAGGUGCUAGUUAUCGACAGUGAGAGUGAAAAUGAUGCUGUGGAUAACAGCCUCGAGUCUCAGACACGAGGAGUUCCUAAAAUUGUUGUAGAGAAGUGUACUAAUAGCAGGGAUGCUUUGCCCAAGUGUACACGGAGAAAGAAAACUUAUGUCAUUGACAGUGAGGAUGAAGAUUGCGUUGACAGUGGAAGUGAAAGUAUAGUACAUUCCUCACAACAGGAAUUCUCUGAAGAACUUUUACCAGACCUAAACAAUUUAGGUGUUUCUCCAACUCCUGCCAUUCCAGAGGAAAAGGGAAAUGUCACUGAGGAAAGUGUCCAUUCUUCAUUCCCAGAGAAAGCUGCAUCGCUCUCGCCUCACGAGAAAUACGGACAUAAAUUCAAGAUAAAAAAACGAACCCCAAGUGCAUCAUCAUCAUCAUCAAGCCAUACUCAAAACUCUCCAAAUAAUGCACUCAGUGACUCUUGUGUGUGGGCAGAUCAGUCUACCGUUAUCUUUGAAGACUCGGCUUCAGCAAUUAAUAACACAAGUGCAAGGAGCUGCUCAUCUAUCAAGUCACUUUCUAAAAUGACUGCAUCUGAAAUUAAUCGCAAAUUACAACAAAGUAAGCUUGUGUUGCGCAUGGCCAACUUAUCAGCGCUGCCGGAUAAAGGUGCCAAGAUCAUAGCACAGAUAAACGACUAUGAAGAAGCUUUGGCCAACUUAAGUGUGCUUAACAUACAGAGUGACCAUAGCAGCCAUGAUUCCUUGGGUAAUUUAUCAAAUAUUUCAUCACUUAGUGGAGGUUCAAGACAUGGAAUGCUGUCUACUUCACUCACCUCCAAUAAGAGUGCUCUGUCUUCAUCUGCUUGCCCCAUACAGGAAUCAGAGAAGUAUGCUUCAGGUGACUGUGACAGCCCAAGUUCACCAACUAAUAUAUCAGAUGUUUCAUCACAUAGUGGAGGUUCUGCAUAUUCUCCUGAAGUAUCAUCUGCCUCGCCUCACUCUGGUAAAAGCAUUCGGUCGCUGUCAUCUCGCACUCUACAAGAAUUAGAAAAAAUGUUGCAUGCAAAGAAGAUGGCUUACAAUGCUGCCUGCGCUGGAAAUUUUUCCGAAAAGCAGAGAAAGUUGAGAAAGCAGUGUGUCGAGAUUGAGAAAGAAAUAGCACUGAAGAAAGGGUCCAACUACUACAAGUUUGAUGGUAACCCACCUUCGCCUGCUGAAGAAUCAGCAUUGACCCUGUCAUCUGACCUAGAAAGAGAGAGAAUGCUGGAUGCUGACGUAAGUACUCUGGACCUUAAGGUGGUGUACUCGGAUUAUAAUAUCCGUGCAGUAGAUGAGGGUCAGAAGGUGAGGCAGCAGCGUGUAGACUCGGAGAAGCACCUUAAGAGCAGAAUCUUCUCAUCGAUAUCAGAACCAAGACUCAACCCUGAUGGCCCUCGGAAGAAGCUACAGGAGAAUCUGGAAAUUUUUCCAUUAGGCAUUGCCAAGCCUCCAGGGAGACAUCAUCUCUCUCAAAAAGUUCUUGAUGCUGUAUAUUCUGGUAAUGUGGAUGUUGGUGGCCGCAACUAUGGUGGAAAGAUCUCCUCAGCCCGUGAGAAGGAGAUGGUAAGAGUGACUGGGGAUGCUAUUGAGGAUCUUCAUAGUGCCCUUAAGUCGGCUCCAGACAUUGAAGAAGUUGAAGAAGAGCAGCCCGAGGGACUCAAUGUUUCUCUAAUGAUCCACCAGCGUCGUGCCCUGGCAUGGAUGUUGUGGAGAGAGAAGCAGAUGCCUCCUGGUGGUAUUCUGGCUGAUGAUAUGGGUCUGGGAAAGACACUCACCAUGAUUGCCCUGGCAUUACGUCAUAAGGAAUUGGUCAAAGCUGGUGCCAUUGCUGAAGAUUUCUCUGUAAAAGACAGUGACCAGGAGAGUGAAGAUGAUGAUUGUCAAGAAAUUACUUCAUGGAUCUCAAAAAGCAGCUCAGCGUCUUCACGAGCUGCGUCACUUGUGCCUUCUCGCGGCACACUGGUUGUGUGCCCCGCUUCACUUCUUGGUCAGUGGCAAGGUGAAGCUCAAAACCGGGUCUCCAGGGGUAAAAUGAGGUCCCUGGUUUAUCAUGGAACUAGCAGAGACAUGGAUGUGAACAGCUUGGCUCGCUACGACCUCAUUAUCACAACUUACACAUUAGUCAUGAAGGAAGCCUUUCCUAAGAGCAAGGAUAAAGUUCAAAAUAAAGGCAAAGAUAAAGUCCCUAAGAUCAAGGCUAAAAAUCAAGGUCGCCUCUUCCAAAUUGGCUGGACUCGGAUUGUCUUGGAUGAGGCACACGUUGUUCGUAACCACAAGAGCAAGACAUCGCAGGCAGUAUGUCUACUUAGAGGUGGUCGAAGGUGGGCCAUGACAGGAACUCCAGUUCAGAAUCGAGAGAUGGACUUGUACUCCCUAGUGCGUUACCUCAGAGCCUCUCCAUUUGAUGACUAUACCUGUUGGAAACUGCAGGUGUCGAACAACAGUGCUCAAGGAAUGCUUCGACUGGGCCUUCUAGUGAAGGUCCUUGUCUUGCGUCGAACCAAGGAUCAGAUAGAUCAGAGUACUGGCAAGAAGAUUGUUGAACUGCCAGAGAAACAGGUUGUCGAACAUAGUCUGUCUCUAACUCGACAGGAACGAGAAGUGUACGAUCGAGUCUUUACUUUCUCGAGGUCAACGCUGAUCCAGUACAUGAAGACAAGUGAAGAGAAGGAGAGAGAAAAACAAGAAAAAUGGCCUGGUAUGAAUCCUCUUGCCAUGACUCAACCUCGGCCAAACAUUGAUGACAAUAAAUAUACUCCAACACUGACCAAUGAGAUAGCUGUAGUUGGUGAUGUUAAGGCUCACCAUAUUCUUGUGUUGCUACUGAGGCUGAGGCAGAUCUGUUCUCAUCCAUCACUCAUCCAAGGUAAUCCAUGGUAACACAUUGUCAGGUCCCAUUGCUUUUGAUGUAUCCAGCUCAAUCAAAACUCCAUGGGGAAGUAGAAAAGAACUUCGUGUGUAAGCUGUGCAUGUCAUAAAAGGCAACUACAAUGUCAGG
This is a messenger RNA of Cherax quadricarinatus, 3903 nucleotides long. NCBI's taxonomy places the organism in Eukaryota, Metazoa, Arthropoda, Malacostraca, Decapoda, Parastacidae. The record is from RefSeq and is a predicted model, not a curated record.